This is a messenger RNA of Talaromyces proteolyticus, 939 nucleotides long. RefSeq lists its product as uncharacterized. The record is from RefSeq and is a predicted model, not a curated record. The transcript is spliced from 2 exons. NCBI's taxonomy places the organism in Eukaryota, Fungi, Ascomycota, Eurotiomycetes, Eurotiales, Trichocomaceae. The coding region runs from base 1 to 939 and encodes 312 amino acids.
AUGCACCGCUCCCCCUUCUCCCGUUUUCCACGCCGUGGCGGUACACCAUUGCCGGCUCACCGCGAGCCAAAGACAAGUAGUCGAAUCAGCGGAUCCGCCUCGGCGGCUGACCCCAAAGCUAAUCCUGGCGACGAGAAACGCGAGUUCUACCCCAGCAUCGAAGAUGUAGUCAAUAUCCGUGAUUUACUACACCGGUUAGGCCUAAAGAGACAGGCCAUUCCGAAUGAAAUUGUCGAUAUGAUCAUCGAUGAAGCUGAGUACUGGCCAAGUGUGGUGACGACAUUGGAGACGACACCGUACGUGGUGAGGUCCGAUGAGGAUCGGGAAUGCUUAAGAACUCCACCGCUGUGUUUUAGUUUAGAGGAGGGCAGCAAGGAAAAUGAGUCAUCAGGGAAGGAAGAACAGCCGCAGACUUUAUUACACAGAGGCAUUCAUCCGUGUCGAAAAAUAGUUUUUGAUAUCACUUCCCAUGACCAAGGCUGGGGUGGCGAUGCAAGUCAUCGUGGAACAUACCGAGGCUCAUAUACUUGGUUUGACGCAUAUAUCGUUCCCUCCAAUCACAAACACAGCGCGAAUGAAAAUAAAGAAGACCAAAACCCAGACACUGCAGACGCAGAAAAAGAGGACCGAGGAGAAUUGGAACCGUGGAACCCAAGGCCAAUGAUUCCGGAGCCUAGAAAACUCCAAGUCAAUCGCACUGCAACUCAAGAUUCUACCAAACAUCAAAUUGUGUGGAAAUACAAUGAUGAUAUUGAUCCAAAAUCUUCCGAGGCAGACAGGAUUGAGGAAGAGGAAGGCCGUGGUAGGAAAACUUUGGACGGCCAAGCAGUGCGGAACAUGAAUGUUGGUGACCAAGUCGUUGUAUGGAUACGAGCGCGAUUUCCGGGGUGGCAGAAUAAUCUUGAAAGUAUGUCGGUGAGAGUCUUUUGGGCUACUUAG